Molecule: messenger RNA, 633 nt
Organism: Magallana angulata
Lineage: Eukaryota; Metazoa; Mollusca; Bivalvia; Ostreida; Ostreidae
Exons: 4
Coding region: 127-564 (145 amino acids)
Source: RefSeq, a predicted model, not a curated record
AAAAUAUCGUGUUCAUACACAUAGUUAUUUCAUAUCUUGUAAUAGACAAAUAUAGAUUUGCCUAUAUAAAGCCCGAUGUUCAUUCAAUAGUCAGUCCAACUCCCUAGGAACUCCAAGCCAGUCGCCAUGCACUCCAUCCAGGUCCUCCUUUGUGUGUUCUGUGCCGCCGUGGGUUUUCAGGCAGCCCAAGCAGCACUGGGAGGAGGAGUCUGCACCAUUCCAGCAGCAGGAAGUCCAGGAGCCAGUACUGCGUGUACUUCUAUCAACAAUGGCUUCUGUCUCAUAGACCAUUUGACGAUCACAGGAGCCGUCACAGGCGUAACAUUCGAUGGCGUGUGUGUCUGCUAUGAUGGAUUCAGUGGAACUGUAUGCGGAACCGCUAACCCCACCACUUCUACCACCACCACAUCCAACAACAACGCCAUCACUGCCCUGGUACUCGGGGGUCUGGGCGCCUAUCUGCUGUCCCAGGGUGGACAAGGAGGAUAUGGAGCUGAAACAAGGGCACAGACCGCCCAGGAAGCUCUCUAUCUGCAACAAGCUGGAUUCGGAGUCGGCAAAUAAACGGGAAAGCAUACACUAAUUCGUCAUUUUCAUUUUCAUGUAGCCAUCAUCUUAAUAAACAAAAAUGAU